Messenger RNA from Gadus chalcogrammus (walleye pollock), 3198 nucleotides. It is a transcript of the gene arhgap17a, whose product is annotated as Rho GTPase activating protein 17a. Lineage: Eukaryota; Metazoa; Chordata; Actinopteri; Gadiformes; Gadidae. Gene Ontology annotation, biological process: signal transduction; positive regulation of GTPase activity; regulation of actin cytoskeleton organization. The coding region runs from base 482 to 3157 and encodes 891 amino acids. The transcript is spliced from 20 exons. The record is from RefSeq and is a predicted model, not a curated record. Gene Ontology annotation, cellular component: intracellular anatomical structure; cytoplasm; cytosol. Gene Ontology annotation, molecular function: protein binding; GTPase activator activity.
AUGAUGCUGCUGCUGCUGCGUGUACUUCCUGCCCCUCAUUGAACGCUGUGCUCGAGCAGAGGUGCGCGCUGGUGCUGCUGCUGCGGAGCGUUGGCUCGCCUGGGAAAGUGUUCGACGGAUUAUCCAUCGGGAACGGAGCUAGUACUGUGGUGCUAACGUCAGACUGCAGACGGGACCAGCCAUGCAAAGCUGAAAGUGUGGAUGUUAGACAGAGCGUCACCGCCGGGGGUUCAACGUAUGGCUUUAUUAAAAAAAAGUGUUUUGAGGAUCAUGCCGUCUUCCCAAAAGGGAACUUUUUCUGAAGUCUGAAGGGCUAGCUCCCGAGCUAGCCAAGCUAGCGAACUAUUUUUAAUUGGCUUGGAGCUCAAUGGCACUCGCUUGUUUCUUCGUGUCAUAGCGAAAAUACUUAAAAGUGUAUACACGGGAAUAACCGUGCAGCCGAAGUGUCUUUGAAACGUAGACACCACAAAAGGGACCGAAAAUGAAGAAACAAUUCAAUCGAAUGAAACAGCUCGCCAAUCAAACUGUUGGCAGGGCAGAGAAAACAGAAGUUCUCAGCGAUGACCUCCUACAGAUCGAGCGGCGGAUGGAGGUGGUGCGGGUGGUGUCCCACAACACACACAAGCGGAUGGUCACCUGCCUGCAGGGCCACGUCGGUGCGGACGCCGAGAAGAGACACAAAAAGCUUCCCCUGACGGCUCUAUCCCAGGCCAUGGUGGACGGCGGGGGCCAGCUCGGAGAGGACUCGCUGAUUGGGAAGAUGAUGGAGGUGUGCGGGGAAGCAGAGAAUCGGCUGGCGUCCGAGCUGAUGCACCACGAGCUGCAGGUGGAGAAGGAUUGUCUGGACCCUCUCAACCAGCUGGCGGAGGUGGACAUCCCCAACAUCCUGAAGCAGAGGAAGCAGCUGGCCAAGCUGGUCCUGGACUACGAUUCUGCCCGAGCGAGAUGGUUGCAGGCAACCAAGUCGAUAAUCUCCGGAACAAACACGCAAGCACUGACGGUCAAGGCAGACCUGCUUAAAGAAGAGAUGGAUGAGUCCAUGAACAAAGUGGAGAUGUGCAAGGACCAGCUGGCUGCAGACAUGUACAACUUCUACUCCAAAGAGGGGGACUACGCCUGCUACUAUGUCAUGCUCUUGGAGGCCCAGGCAGACUACCACAGGAAAUCUCUCACUGUUCUGGAGAAUGUCUUACCCACCAUACAAGCCCAGCAAGACUCGUGGACGGAGAAGCCAGCGUUUGGCACGGGGCUGGACGAGCACCUGAAGAGGAGCAGCAGGGAGAUCGCUCUGCCCAUGGAAGCCUGCGUCAUGAUGCUGCUGGAGACGGGCAUGAAGGAGGAGGGUUUGUUCAGAAUAGCAGCCGGGGCUUCCAAACUGAAGAAGCUCAAAGCCGCCCUGGACUGUUCCACCUCACAGCUGCAGGAGUUCUACUGUGACCCCCACGCCGUAGCUGGAGCCCUGAAGUCAUACCUGAGGGAACUUCCAGACCCUUUGAUGACUUUCCAGCUCUACGAUGAUUGGAUACAGGCCUCCAGUGUUUCAGAUCCAGAUAAGAGGCUGCAGGCCCUUUGGGUCGUAUGUGACCAACUACCAAAGAACAACAAAGCUAACCUGCGGUAUCUGGUCAAGUUCCUGGCCAAGCUGGCCGAGGACAGCGAGCAGAACAAGAUGACGCCCAGCAACAUCGCCAUCGUCCUGGGUCCCAACCUACUCUGGGCCAAGACCGAGGGGAGCCUGGCGGAGAUGGCUGCAGCCACCUCUGUGCACGUGGUCACCAUCAUAGAACCCAUCAUCCAGCACGCCCACUGGUUCUUCCCCGAGGACGUUGAGUUCAACGUGUCGGGCAUGUUCGCCAUGCCUGCGCCCGCCUCGGGCUCCAGCAACCACCUGGACUACGACUGCAGCACGGUGGAGCGGAAGAGGCCCGGCAGCAUGGUGUGUCCCGAGCCCAGCGACGCCUCGCGCAAGGAGAGCUCCGCUAACAAGCACUCGGACAACCACACCCUCCGUAGAGGCAGCAACACGUUAGGUAGAAAGCAGCAUGCUUCGCCCGCCUUCCAGCCCCCCUUGCCCCCCGUGGAGGCCCCCGGGCUGGGGCUGGGUCAGGGCGGGGGCGGUGGCGGGCAGGUCCCCCACCCCACGCCCGAGCCCCAGCCCCCGGCCCCGGCGGGGGGGCUGGGGGCCGCGGAGCACUGCCUGCCCAGCUUGGCGGCGAGCAUGGCGGCUCUGGCGACCGCUCAGCAGAUGCUCGCCCAGAGCACAGAGGACAUCAGCAACCCCAAGCCUCGAGAGCCCGCCCUGCACCAGAGGAAUGGCUCCUGGGGCGGGGGCCAGCUGGGGACCCCCGGGGCCGGAUCUACGGCCCCCGGUAAACAUCUGAUGCACAGAGCCAAGAAGCCGGCCCCGGCCCCGCCCAAGCCCUCAAACCCUCCACCCAGCCACCCUCUGAGCACCUCCACCAACCACCAGUCCUCGGCCUCCUCCUCCUCCUCCACCUCCUCCACCUCCUCCUCCGGCUCCUCCCAGUCCCUGAGCCCCACCACGCGGCCCAUCUCCAGCCACUCCCCCACCUCGCCCACCGCCCCCUCCCCGGGGCCGUGCGCCACCCCGCGCCGCCCCUCCAGCAACCAGCCCCCCAUCCAGGCGCCCAACCACCCGCCCCCGCAGCCCCCCACCCAGACCAGCCCCUCCAGCCAGCCCCGGUCGCUGGGCCAGCCCCCGGCGAGCGCGGAGCCCCCGGGGGGACGGGGGGACGCCUCCCCCCCAGACACCCCCACCCCGCCGGACACACCCCCUCCUUACUCGCCCGCCGCCCCCGCCCAGGACAGCCCCGGGCCGGUUGCUCCCUCCGCCCCCUCCCCCUUCCAGUCGGGCUCGCUGCCCCGGCCCCGCCCGGUCCCCCGUCCCCGGAACAGACCCAGCAUCCCGCCGCCGCCGCAGCCUCCCGUCGCCGCGGGAGACGCCAACGGGAUCUGCGCCGCCUCGUACAAGAUCUUGGACCCGGCCAUGUCUUUCAAAGGCCUAACCCGAGCCCUGGUCCCUGUGCUCGAUGCGGACCAGCAGCCAGACCCCUCCCCCACCACCACCACCUCCUCCACCCUCCCCCCCUUCACGCUCAAAGACCUUGACCUGGAAACCGAGACCACCGUCCUAUGAGGAGAGAGAGAGCGAGGAGGAGGAGGGGGGACGGAGAGGGG